This is a messenger RNA of Rangifer tarandus platyrhynchus (Svalbard reindeer), 2097 nucleotides long. Lineage: Eukaryota; Metazoa; Chordata; Mammalia; Artiodactyla; Cervidae. The record is from the annotation of a GenBank genome assembly.
AUGCAAGCCCACGAGCUGUUCCGGUACUUUCGGCUGCCAGAGCUGGUUGACUUCCGGCAGUACGUGCGCACCCUUCCAACCAACACGCUUAUGGGCUUUGGCGCAUUCGCGGCGCUCACCACCUUCUGGUAUGCCACGCGGCCACGGGCCCUGAAGCCGCCAUGCGACCUGGCCAUGCAGUCAGUGGAGGUGCCGGGCAGUGAUGGUGCCCGGAGAUCCACGCUCCUAGACAGUGACGAGCCCCUGGUGUAUUUCUACGAUGACGUCAGAACGUUAUACGAAGGUUUCCAGAGGGGCAUACAGGUGUCCAAUAAUGGCCCAUGUUUAGGCUCUCGGAAACCAGACCAACCCUAUGAAUGGCUGUCAUACAAACAGGUUGAAGACAUGUCAGAGUGUGUGGGUUCAGCACUGCUCCACAAGGGCUUCAAGGCAGCCCCAGACCAGUUCAUCGGCAUCUUCGCUCAGAACAGACCUGAGUGGGUGAUCAUUGAACAGGGAUGCUUUGCUUACUCGAUGGUGAUCGUUCCCCUCUACGACACCCUUGGAACUGAAGCCAUCACCUACAUCAUCAACAAAGCCGAACUCUCUCUGGUUUUUGUGGACAAGCCAGAGAAGGCCAACCUCCUACUAGAAGGUGUAGAAAAUAAAUUAAUACCAUGCCUUAAAACUAUUGUUCUCAUGGACUCCUACGGCAGUGAUCUGCUGGAACGAGGCAAGAAGUGUGGGGUGGAGAUCAUCAGCAUGAAAGCCUUGGAGGACCUGGGAAGAGCCAACAGACGGAAGCCCAAGCCUCCAGCACCUGAAGAUCUUGCAGUAAUUUGCUUCACCAGUGGAACUACAGGCAACCCCAAAGGAGCAAUGAUUACCCAUCGAAAUGUAGUGAGCGAUUGUUCAGCGUUUGUGAAAAUGACAGAGAACACGUUCACUCCUACCUCAGAUGACACUUUGAUCUCUUUCUUGCCUCUGGCCCACAUGUUUGAGAGGGUUGUAGAGUGCGUGAUGCUCUGUCAUGGAGCUAAAAUAGGAUUUUUCCAAGGAGAUAUCAGACUGCUUAUGGAUGAUCUCAAGGCCCUUCAACCCACCAUCUUCCCUGUGGUCCCCAGACUGCUGAACCGGAUGUUUGACCGAAUUUUUGGACAAGCAAACACCACGCUGAAGCGAUGGCUGUUGGACUUUGCCUCCAAGAGGAAAGAGGCUGAACUUCGCAGUGGAAUCAUUAGAAACAACAGCCUCUGGGAUAAACUGAUCUUCCACAAAAUACAGUCGAGCCUGGGAGGAAAAGUGAGGCUGAUGAUCACAGGAGCAGCGCCCGUGUCCGCCACCGUGCUCACCUUCUUGAGGGCCGCGCUGGGCUGCCAGUUCUACGAAGGCUACGGACAGACCGAGUGCACCGCCGGCUGCUGCCUGACUAUUGCUGGGGACUGGACCGCAGGCCAUGUUGGUGCCCCAAUGCCUUGCAGCAUUAUCAAGCUUGUUGAUGUGGAAGAAAUGAAUUACCUGGCUGCCAAGGGUGAGGGCGAGGUGUGUGUGAAAGGGCCAAACGUUUUUCAAGGCUACUUGAAAGACCCAGUGAAGACAGCAGAAGUUCUGGAUAAAGAUGGCUGGUUGCACACAGGGGACAUUGGCAAGUGGUUACCAAAUGGCACCUUGAAGAUCAUCGACAGGAAGAAGCACAUCUUUAAACUGGCACAAGGGGAGUACAUAGCUCCUGAGAAGAUCGAAAACAUCUACCAGCGAAGUGAACCUGUCUCUCAGGUGUUUGUCCAUGGAGAGAGCCUGCAGGCAUUUCUCAUAGCAAUUGUGGUACCGGACGUUGAGACACUAGGUGCCUGGGCCAAGAAGAGAGGCAUUGUGGGCUCAUUUGAAGAACUGUGCAGAAAUAAGGAUGUCAAAAAAGCUAUUCUAGAAGACAUGGUGAGGCUCGGGAAGGAGUCUGGCCUAAAACCAUUUGAACAGGUCAAAGGCAUCUGUCUCCACCCUGAACUCUUCUCUAUCGACAGUGGCCUUCUGACCCCAACCAUGAAGGCUAAAAGGCCAGAGCUUCGGAAUUACUUCAGGUCACAGAUCGAUGAGCUUUACUCCACCAUCAAAGUCUAA